CCCGGUAUAAAUAUCACUCGCAGCGUCACGGCCGUCGCACACAGAAAAAUGGUAUUCAAGCAACCAAGCUGCUCGAGCUCAUCGCUCUUUAUCCGGGUGAUCCUGAUCCUGGGGCUAGGACUACCUGCUGCCAGUGGCUACAGCUCAAAUGAUCUGCUAACCUGGAUGCAGGCUAGCAACUUUGGCUAUCAGGUUCUGCAGCAGGCCCCGAAGGACAACCAAUCUUUGACUGCGUCGGAGGCAAAUUGUUUGGCAGAGGUUCGGGUUCUCCUAAGAGGAGCGGAGGCCAAAUCCUUGCCAGCUCUGCGAGUUCUGGAUGCCUGGGGAAAGUUCCCGCAAGGCCUGCUCUAUGGUCACUUCAUGGACAUGGGCAACUACGAAUCCUGCCUCAGUUUGGAUCUUAGUAAAAGUCUAGGAAGUAGUGUCACCAUCGACACUGGAGCCAAGUACUGUCUGAGUCAUCUACAGUUUGAGAGUCUGCUCUUGGACUCAGAGGGUGCAGAUGCCCUUACCUUGAGCAUUGGCACCUGUUUACCCUCGUCCUGCAGUGCCGCCCAACUCAGUCGUUGGCUUCAUGGACAUCUGCAGGAUAUGUUUGGCCAAAACUCAACGGGGGCUACUUUGGUGCAGGAAAAGGACUGCUCCUUGGCCCAUGAAAACCCCAUGGGCGGGUUGGACUGGCUUGCUGUAUCUAUACUAAUCUUGUUGUGCACGUUGGUUCUCCUGGCCACCAUACUGGACUAUGCCGAAGUUCCAAGUAAGCUUUUGGGCUCCUUCUCUCUUCGCAAGAACGUACCCCAGUUAUUGAAGACCUCGAGCACCCCUUCGCCGCGUGUGAUUCCCUCUCUUAAUGGCAUUCGUUGCCUCACCAUCAUCUGGAUUAUACUUGGCCAUGGGUAUAUGUACCUGCUAUUGGCGCCCAAUAUAAACGCAUAUGAGAUCGUGGCCUGGGCUCAGACCCCUUUCUCCAUGGUCCUUCAGAGCGGUUCCACUUCUGUGGACACCUUUUUCCUGCUCAGUGGACUGCUCCUGGUUUUGACCACUCUGCGGGAGAUGGAUCGUACCAAAGGUUGUCUGAACGUGCCACUGAUGUAUCUGCAUCGUCUUGUGAGACUAACACCCGUCUUGGCUCUGGCAGUCCUCAUCUUUAUGACCCUUUUUCCCCGAUUGGACAGCGGUCCUUUGUGGAAGCAGUUCACCAGCUCCUCGGAACUCUGCAGCGAAACCUGGUGGGCCACUCUGCUCUAUGUGCAAAACUAUGCGGCCCCUGGUAAGAUGUGCUUAGGCCAUUCCUGGUAUCUGGCUGUCGAUAUGCAGCUCUAUAUCAUUUCGCCCCUUCUUCUGAUUGCUCUAUAUAAAUGGGGCAAAAAGGCUGUCGGGGGCAUUGUCCUUCUGAUUCUUCUACUCUUCGGUUGUGUAUUCAGUAUAGUCAUGCUACGCAAUCUUCGAGUAUUCGACCGCCAUGGAAACCUAGGUGCUGAUAGUCCCGAAAUGCGGUUGAUCUAUUAUACCACCCAUGCCAGAGCCACUCCUUGGUUGAUUGGACUGCUUUUUGGAUACUUUCUGCACCACCAAAGUGGAAGGAAGACCAACCUGCCAAAGUGGUUGACUUUGGCGCUGUGGAUCCUGUCCCUUUCCCUUCUGGCCACUGUAAUCUUCGCCGUCUAUCCUUACACCCAGGACGGGAUGGGUGAUAUUUCCCCACUGGCUGGGGCUUUCUAUCUGUGUUGCAGUCGUAUUGCCUGGCCCUUGGCUUUAUGUUGGCUCAUUUGGGCUUGUCAAAAUGGAUUGGCUCCUAUUGUUAAUGACCUGCUAAGCUGGUCCUUCUGGCAACCCCUAUCCAAGUUGUCCUACUGUCUUUAUAUUUGGCAUCUCCUUGUAGAGACUGUUCACAUAGCUCGCAUCAAAAACAGUCUUCAUUUCUCGGACUACGAUGCUAUGCUUCGCUUCUGGUCAGACUUCGGUAUCACUAUGUUUGUGGCCUUGUUUAUGCAUCUAUUUGUUGAGGUUCCUCUUGGUCGCCUUGAGAUGGAAUUGCUCAAAAAACGCCAAAAAAUCGAGGCUAGUUCCAAAGUUCCUCCAGUAGAAACAUCAACUGAGCCCGUGGAAGAACUGCAAGCAACUAGCAUUUCCCGCCAGAAUUUGGUCAACCCCUAAGAAAUGAAUUUAUUUAUUGUUAAGUUUUAAAUGUUGUACAUAUUUAUCAAUUAAGUUGAAUUGCCAGCUAACGAUUUUAAUUCUAUUGUGAUAAUGGACUGUGAAUUGAUUUCUUGAACCAGAUUUUAAUUUUUUGUUUAUAAGAAUUUAAAAAAUGAAAGUAAAUGCCAGAAAAGAAAAUCCCCGAAAGUAUGCAAAACAAAAGUCGAACAAAGCAUUAAAUAACUUUUAAGAUGACCGUUUUGCAAAAAACAUAUCCGGCACUUAAUUCACAACUUCCUCAUUUAUUAUUUAGUUGCCUACUUGUUUAUUCAUGAAUAUGUUCAAGCCUCACUUAUUAUACAUAUUUGAUGAAGUUGAAUUAUCAUGAGUAUGCCAGUAUAUACAUACAAGCUUGUGUAAUUUAAAUGUA
This is a messenger RNA of Drosophila biarmipes, 2569 nucleotides long. Its product is annotated as nose resistant to fluoxetine protein 6. Gene Ontology annotation, molecular function: acyltransferase activity, transferring groups other than amino-acyl groups. The transcript is spliced from 8 exons. Lineage: Eukaryota; Metazoa; Arthropoda; Insecta; Diptera; Drosophilidae. The coding region runs from base 49 to 2157 and encodes 702 amino acids. The record is from RefSeq and is a predicted model, not a curated record.